Molecule: messenger RNA, 2835 nt
Organism: Cydia splendana
Lineage: Eukaryota; Metazoa; Arthropoda; Insecta; Lepidoptera; Tortricidae
Product: collagen alpha-1(XVIII) chain-like
Exons: 22
Coding region: 29-2698 (889 amino acids)
Biological process (GO): extracellular matrix organization
Molecular function (GO): extracellular matrix structural constituent conferring tensile strength
Source: RefSeq, a predicted model, not a curated record
GACGUUGAGGUGAUAAGUGCUCUUCAAGAUGGCUAUGGUGAUAUCUCAAGCGACGAAAGCAGCGAUUGGGGGGUUUUUGGCGCUAAUGGUGUUGGGCGCUGUGCUGGUGGUGGGGGCUGCGUUUGGCUGGUUCGACCCUAGGAGGGAAGAUGAGGAUUCUCCGGCGAAGAUCAGUGCGAGGUUGCAGGGCAGAACAUCUUUUGUCACGCAUCGUGCUGUAAACCCAGAUGAAAACCGAUUACCCGUCGUAUCCCAUUCGUCUCCACACUUCGCGGAAACCGGGGAGAAAGGGGCGCCUAUCUCCUUAUCCGGCCAAUGCAAGUGCACAGUGAACGACUUGUCUCGGCUGCUGUCGACGGUGCCCGGCCUAAAGGGCGCCCCAGGCCCCCAAGGGCCAAUAGGCGCCGAUGGCACCAUCGGCGCCCCGGGUAAAACGGGACAAAUGGGUGAUCCGGGUCCUCCGGGCCCAUUAGGGCAAAAAGGUGACAGAGGAGAGAGAGGCGACAUUGGCCCUUCUGGGCCAGAAGGUCAGCCAGGGCCAAAAGGGGAGCCAGGAGUCGAUGGAACCGCUGGUCCACAAGGACCUCCUGGACCUCCUGGACCCGCAGCAGCUAUCAUGGAAUCAACCGGAUUAACCGUAGCCGGUCUACAAACCGAGAGAGGGCCUAUGGGACCUCCAGGGCCGCAAGGCGAUAGGGGUUAUCCGGGUAACAAGGGGGAGAGGGGAUUACACGGGUCCAAGGGUGACAAAGGAGAACGGGGUUAUGUGGGGUUGAGGGGCCCUCAUGGAGCGAAAGGCGAGCGCGGACAGCCCGGUCGCGAUGGCACGCCCGGCCUACCUGGCCCUCACGGCCGUCCAGCAGAAAAGGGCGAGAAAGGUGGUCAAGGAACCCCAGGCCCGCCCGGGCCCCCUGGACCUGGCAUUAUUGACAAUUCAAUAGCAACGGGAACUGCAAGCAGUAGCCCCCGAGAAGUAGCAGCGCUCGUGAAGGCGGUAAAGGGGGAGAGAGGUGAAAAGGGUGAGAAAGGCACAAGGGGCAUGGAAGGCCCACAAGGUUUCCCUGGAAACGACGGGAAACCAGGAGAGCGCGGUGACAUCGGACCAUCAGGUCUGCCUGGGUCGCAAGGCCCUCCUGGCCUUACAGGGCUAAAAGGGGAAAGAGGCGAAGCUGGCCCACCUGGCCCGGUGGCUCUUUCGAAAGAAGAAGCUUCAGUGUGGACCAAGGGCGAGAAAGGCGAAACAGGGCCACGAGGCAAGCGAGGACACCCGGGGCCUCCAGGCCCUAGGGGGCCACCGGGGGCCCCUGGGCCUCCGGGUUCUCCCGGCACGGAUGGCACCUCAGGCGACAUCGGACUACCUGGCUGGACGGGACCACCUGGCGCCACGGGCCAGCCAGGACCUCAAGGACAGAAAGGUGAAAAAGGCGACCCUGGCCUCAGCCCGCUCGACCUCGGCAAGAUAAAAGGUGAAAAAGGCGACGACGGGGCCCCUGGCGUGCCGGGCAAGGAUGGUCCGAGAGGCCCACCGGGGCCCACCGCCGCGCCGGUCCCUAACACCAAGUACAUGCCGGUACCCGGCCCGCCUGGCCCGCCUGGUCCCCCGGGGCCGCCAGGAUAUAUGAACGAACUACCUGACAUGUUGACCGAUAGCCCUGGGAUUAAUCGCCGGGAGCCCGGUACAGGAAAACAGCGUGAUUCUCUUCACACACUUAGAGUAUUGAACCAAAUGGGUUUGCAGUACCGGCCAGAGUCAUACGGCCUUCGUGAUGGCUUGGACCCUCUUGGGGACAACGGUGAGUUCGAGGACGACGAAGAUGGACGAACUAUCGUAGGAACUAUCAUAUUUAAGACAACGGAAUCUCUUCUGAGAUUAGGUAGAAACAGCCAACUGGGCACACUGGCUUACGUCAUUCAGGAGCAGGCGCUGCUUGUCCGAGUCAACAAUGGAUGGCAAUAUGUAGCGAUGGGUUCACUGUUAGCGAUACAAGCCCCAAUGACUAAUGGACCAACCAGAGUGCCACUACAGAACGUUCUAGAAACGUCUAGUUUAGUACACCAUAAGAACCCGGCGGGCGAAGGACCAGUUUUACGACUGGCGGCACUGAACGAACCUCACACGGGUGACAUGCACGGCGUUCGGGGCACCAACUACGAGUGCCUCCGACAAGGCCAGAGGGCUGGGCUCGGCGGCACUUUCACAGCAUUCAUAUCUUCCAGGGUUCAAACCAUGGAUUCGAUCGUGAGCUGGGUGGACCGUGGAAUCCCAGUGGUGAAUACCCGCGGCGACGUGCUUUUCAACUCCUGGGGUGAAAUGUUCGACGGCUCUGGUGCUUUGUUUGCCCAUGCGCCUAAGAUCUACAGCUUCAGUGGAAAAAACGUGCUAAUGGACUCUGGCUGGCCAACCAAAGCUGUGUGGCACGGCGCGAGUCCCAACGGCGAGCCAGCAAUGGACGCGUACUGCGACGCCUGGCACAGUGGCAGUCCGGAUAAGUUCGGGCUGGCCUCGUCUUUACGCUCUAACAAACUGCUGGACCAGGAAACUUAUUCUUGCAGUUCCAAAUUAAUUGUGCUGUGUGUCGAGGCAACCCCCGUGGACACGGUGAGAAGAAAAAAAAGAUCCAAGUACCGAACAGCUGAUAAGCUACGAUUCCUAAAAGACCUUAACGAUCAACGAAACGAUACAAGAGGGACAUUAUAGAUACAGACUCCUAGUUUCAUAUAGAUCGUAAGAACAAGUGAAGACUGUACAUAUUUUUAAUGUAAUAAAUGCCAGAGACGUUUCUUGAAAGAAUCCCAGUGGAGCAUAUCGACAAUAUACGAAUAUCGAGUAGUUAC